AUGUGUUAUAAAGUUCAAUGUCGAAAAUGUAAUAAAUUUACAUGGUCUGGUUGUGGUAUGCAUAAAGAUUCAAUUUUGGCAACGAUUUCUCUCGAUCAACGUUGUACAUGUCGUUCGAUCAAGCAAUCGUCUCAAUCACAAUCUUAUCAACAAACAUCAUCAAACUCGACUUAUUUUACUGGAUCAUCACGUUACCCAUAA
Molecule: messenger RNA, 201 nt
Organism: Rotaria sp. Silwood1
Lineage: Eukaryota; Metazoa; Rotifera; Eurotatoria; Philodinida; Philodinidae
Source: the annotation of a GenBank genome assembly